AUGAGGGUGAAGUGUUGCAAACUGCGUAGGAAAGUCCACACAGAGCAUAAACACAUAGAGGAGAUAUGUGGCUCUGUGGAUUUGGACACAACCUCUACCUGGAGUAGGCGCGUCGCUCACGUGAUUGAGGAAGAAGAGAACUCGCAGUGUGAGGAGUCAGUGCUGAGAACCAACACGUUUUUAGUGACGGCGGAAAUACACAAGUACGAUUCACCGACUCAAAGUAAUCUGCAGGAUUCUGAGUUACAAGCGAAGACGAGCAGAGAUCCAGAGCCAACAGAAACUCAAUCUGCGAAACUGGAGACUUCAUCGAGGACCAACGUCGAGGCGAGAGAAGCGAUGUCCGAAAACAAAGACAUUGGACCGACCCGACCCCAGGCAGACAUUUUUGAAAACCUUAAACUGAUGGAAGAACACAGAUUGCUCACCCGCCAUCUGUUUUAUGCAGCAAUUGAGAAAAACAAAAGACUGGCGGCCGAGAUUGAGCGCCUUAAGGAGAAGUCGGAGCAGGAGAAUGCAGCGUUCCAGGCCGCGAUGAAGCAAAAAGACAGCGAAAUAAACAAGAUCAGAUUCCACGAACAGGAUCUCAAGGAUGCAGUUGGCUCGCUCCACACACAAUACAACAAACUGGUGGAAGCCUUUGUAGCUUACCGGUCUAUGUCAGAGGAAAAACGUUUACUCAUAGAGGAGACUUUGAAAGAGAGAGAAGAGUCUUUGCGGUUGCUCCAAACUGAAGACGUCGAGUUAAAGGAACGGGGUGUGGACUACGAAAACCCCAGUGCAUCUGUUAGCGGUGAAAUUAGGAGCAAAGACGAGUUUUUCCAAAGUCCAGUCACUACAGAUCAUUCUCCCGCUGUGUUAGCCCGGUUCCCCCGGUGUGAGGUGAUCCUGGUUCCCCCGGUGCUGCAAGGGCGGAUGAAAGUGGCGAACGAGAGGCACAGUAAAACCAUCACCCAGCGGGGACACGUCCAGAAGACCUCGCGGCCAGUGAAUGAGGAAAAGUCUCCGGUUGGCCCUUGGCUCCUGGCGCUCUUCGUGUUUGUGGUUUGUGGAUCAGCCAUCUUCCAGAUUAUCCAGAGCAUCAGACAGGGCAUGUGA
Molecule: messenger RNA, 1098 nt
Organism: Knipowitschia caucasica
Lineage: Eukaryota; Metazoa; Chordata; Actinopteri; Gobiiformes; Gobiidae
Source: the annotation of a GenBank genome assembly